GCACGGUCUGAUUGAAGUGCAGCGAACUACGGGUUCGCUUCGGUUCGAGCAUAAGCGGGGGACGUAUUGAAAGCAAUCGGAAGCAAAGCGCAAUUUCCCAAUAUAAAAGCAUUGAACCGGCUUUUGUUCAAUGCUUAGCUUGGGUUGCUGCAACUAUUUGUCCGGCACCGAAAUUUUUUUUGUUUCGAAAGUGCAAGCUUAAAAAACGUUGAAAAAAUUAGAUAAGAUAAAAAUAAAUAUUAUCAUAACUCAUCAGGAGUAGCAGUUGUAGUUUGAGUGCAUUGUAGCUGUGAUUGUAACCAUGUGGCGUGAAUACGUAGUCCUUGCGUUGGGCGCCCUCCUGACUGUCACCCAGUGCUUCGAGUUAAACAUGGCGCAAUACUAUGAGAUGCCGCCGCUUUUCCAUUUCGACAACUACGACCGUUGCUUGCAGAAAGUGAAUGUGGAUGCGGCCACCUACUGCUUUGUUCGGUCCGAGGUGCAGCCCAAUAGAACAUCAGCUGUUUGGCAGGCCAUCGAAAAAGUAUCUAUAUAUAAUAAACACCACUUUGACCAUCGGCAGCUCUACUUUGGACUGUGCAUGCAUAACUGUCAGUCGGAGUUAGCCAAAUUGGAUGUAAAUUCUCUGCGAAAAUUUCAGGGAGGCAACCUAACGGACAAUGUCGUCGUAAAUGUAUACCUGAAUCUAUUUGAUGCCGAGGCAGCCAACCGGGCCCGCUACAAUAACCUGAGCAACAUCUGUCUCAACUGGCGACUGCAUCAAAGAGGCUAUGACCUGCAGGCUAAAAGUGUGAUUGAGUAUUGCGAUAAAAGAGAUAUCCCUGGCAAGGCCAUGCUACUAAAAGAUGAUGCUUGGAACUUGACCUUUUACGUGGUGCUGUGUGUACUGAUCUCCUUGGCCACCGUAAGCAGUCUUGUCGAUUUAGUUUUGAACAUUCGUUGUCAAGAUAGAUCGUUGAAUAAUUACGUUCACUACAAGACCACGCCUCGUGGUUUCGGUGUAAGGAUAUUGAUCACAUGCUCAUUGGCAAGGAAUUGGUAUCGCCUCACUCAGAAGCCAAAUGGCAAAAUUGGACGUGACUUGCGUUUCCUCGACUGCUUGAAGUUCUUUGCUAUGUUCUUGGUAAUAUUUGCGCACACGAAUUGGGUAAUUUAUGAGGGCGCUAUAAGCAAUCCGCAGGAUCCAGAACGUCUUCUGCACACUCCUGCAGGAACGCUUCUUAUCUCUGGCUCGCUUGUAACUGUUACGUUCUUUGUAAUCAGCGGUCUACUUCUCACCAUUAAUUGGUUGGCUGUAGUACGUGACGAUGCUUCGUCCAAGAAUCAUACUGAGCGUUGGGGCGUUACCAAAUACGUUAGCGUCUUUGUAAAGUUUAAUAUUUUCCGAUACAUACGUCUAGCAGUACCGUAUGGCAUCGUAAUACUUUUAAGCGGUGUUUAUUUCAAGAAUACAGGCGGUCCCCUCUGGCGGCACAUUUACGAACGGGAGCAGCUGGCUUGCCGCAAGAACUGGUGGGCCAAUAUGCUCUUCAUUAACAACAUUGUGGGCACCAAUGAAAGAUGCUUACUUCAGGGCUGGUAUCUAGCAGCAGAUACUCAAUCAUUUGUAUUGAGUCUGGCGCUACUCAUGUGUAGUCAUCGGUUUGGACGCUGGAGCAAGUUUAUAUAUGUUGUGACUUCGAUCAUCUUUAUGGCUCUGCCAGCCGUGCUAACUUAUACACUGGAUUACUAUCCCAUAUUUCUGCCCACACCACAAACACAAAAGAACUCGUUUAUAGAGGAUCGUCAAUUUACUAAAUUCUAUACGUCAUUUUAUAUGAACUUCGGUGCAUAUUUCUAUGGCGUCUUGGCGGCUCUUAUAUACAAUCAAAUCACCAUGAAACAGUACAAGCUUCAUAAUCUGUAUAGCUUCCAAGUUCUUUGGUUUGCUUUGAUUCCAGCUGGCGUAAUCUGGUUAUUCACGGCACAUCCUAUAUAUCAGCAUUAUUUCACUAAUAUUCCAAUUAUUUGGGGUGCCAUCUAUGCUGGCGCUCAACGUAAUUUAUGGGCAUUUGGUCUGGCAAUAUUUGUAGUGGGUAUGGCCGGCAAGGUGGGAUGGGUUCUACGAAAAUUCGCCUGUUUACCUAUAUUCCGCAUUUUGGGUCGCCUCACGUAUGGCGCCUUUUUGUUACACCUGCUGGUAGCACGUAUGGUAUUAGCGACAGUUCGAGAACCAAUUUUUGUCAGCGCCGGUACAAUGUCUGCAUUUUUUUUUUAUGUUCUAUGCGUCUCGUACCUAAGCUCGUUCCUUUUGGCUAUUUUCGUGGAGUUACCAUUAUCAUCGUGCCUAAAGCUGAUGCGCUAAACAAGCUUAAGCCACUGAACUCAAUAACCGAAUAGUAAUUUGUGUAAAGCUCGAACUGAGCUUAAUAAAGAAUAAAAACAUAAAUAUAUCUUACUACAUACCUUGUAAAGUGAGGGUUGACAAAUUUAUUCCCGGUAUAAAGAAAAAUACAGAGGGU
Molecule: messenger RNA, 2501 nt
Organism: Drosophila busckii
Lineage: Eukaryota; Metazoa; Arthropoda; Insecta; Diptera; Drosophilidae
Product: nose resistant to fluoxetine protein 6
Exons: 8
Coding region: 302-2344 (680 amino acids)
Molecular function (GO): acyltransferase activity, transferring groups other than amino-acyl groups
Source: RefSeq, a predicted model, not a curated record